GCUGCCAUCGUAGAAACGGGUGGCUUCUCGCGGUACCGGCUGACAGAACCGCCGCCUCCCGGAGCCGCCGGGGCUCCCCGUCAUCGUGUGGGAUAUGCUUGGGAGGAGCAGUGGUGAUCGACUCGACGAACAGGCUGCCCACGCGAGCCCCGCCCUGGUCAUCCCGGCGUGCCCCGUGGGCUGAGACGGCCGGGAGCCGCAGACCGGAAGCGCGACUGCCGCCAUAUUAGCUGCGGGCAGACGCCGUGCUGGCACCAUCGCAGGAACGGGCAGGUUUUUCACUCCCGGGAGCACGGCGAUGGCGGACCUGCCGCGCCCCGGAGCCUCCGGGCAUCCCGGCUGUGGUGUGGGAGACGAUCGGUCCGCGUUUCGCCCUGCAGCAGCAGCGACGGGGUCUGGGAACGGGCUGCCCGCGCUGGCGGAGCCCCGCCCCGGUGCUGUCCCGCCCCUGUCCCGGCGUGCCCCGCCAGCGGUGAUGGCGGAGGGCAGCGGCAGCGGCGGCGGUGCGAGCGGCCGGGGGCCGCCGUGCCCCGGGGCGGCCUCGGCGUUCCGGCGCUGGGAGCAGCUGCGGCGGCGGGCUGCGACACCCUGGGCCCGCGGGCUCCUGGCCGCGGCCGCCGGGCUCGGUCUCCUGUACGCGGUGCUGCGGGUGCCGGUGCGGCUCCGGGACGGCCUGGCGGCCGUGACCAUGUUCUUAAGCACUUUGACUCCAAAAUUCUACUUUGCCCUGACAGUAACUUCAUCUUUUAUAUCUGGACUGAUAUUUGUGUUUGAGUGGUGGCACUUCCGAAAAUAUGGCACAUCUUUCAUUGAGCAGGUUUCUGUGAGCCAUUUGAGGCCCCUCAUCGGGGGUGCAGAGAGCAGCCCCCCAGCUCCAGCAGCCUUCUUGGCCGGGGAGAAUGAGACCAGCAGGCAGAACAUGCCAGAGUGCAAAGUGUGGCGAAAUCCUCUCAAUCUUUUCAGAGGGGCAGAGUAUAGCAGAUACAUGUGGGUGACUGGGAAGGAACCUCUUACUUACUAUGACAUGAAUUUGUCUGCUCAAGAUCAUCAGACCUUUUUCACGUGUGACACGGAUGCCCUCCGGCCUUCAGACACAGUUAUGCAGAAAGCGUGGCGAGAGAGGAACCCGCAGGCCCGGAUUAAAGCAGCGUAUCAAGCUCUGGAGUUGAACAAUGAUUGUGCUACUGCAUAUGUCCUCCUGGCUGAGGAAGAAGCAACAACUAUUGUGGAUGCUGAGAAAUAUUUCAAGCAGGCUCUGAAAGCAGGAGAAAUGAUUUACAGAAAAUCUCAGAACUGCCAUUCCCAGAGCCCCCAGCAUGAAGCACAGCUGAGAAGAGACACCAAUGUAUUGGUCUAUGUGAAAAGGAGACUAGCUAUGUGUGCCAGGAAACUUGGAAGAAUACGAGAAGCAGUAAAAAUGAUGAGAGAUUUGAUGAAAGAGUUUCCACUUCUCAGUAUGCUGAAUAUCCAUGAAAACCUCCUAGAGGCCCUUCUGGAGUUACAGGCUUAUGCAGAUGUCCAGGCAGUUUUAGCCAAGUAUGAUGAUAUCAGUCUUCCCAAAUCAGCAGCAAUAUGUUACACAGCAGCUCUGCUAAAAGCCAGAGCUGUUUCAGAAAGGUUCUCCCCAGAAACUGCCUCCAGGAGAGGACUUAGUACAGCAGAAAUUAAUGCUGUGGAAGCAAUUCACAGAGCUGUGGAAUUUAACCCUCAUGUUCCAAAGUAUUUACUAGAGAUGAAGAGCCUAGUGCUGCCUCCAGAGCACAUUCUGAAGCGAGGGGACAGUGAGGCAGUAGCAUAUGCUUUUUUUCACCUCCAGCACUGGAAGAGGAUAGAAGGGGCUCUCAAUCUGCUGCACUGCACAUGGGAAGGCACAUUUAGGAUGAUCCCAUACCCAUUAGAGAAAGGACAUCUUUUCUAUCCCUACCCGAGCUGCACAGAAACAGCAGACAGAGAACUGUUGCCAACAUUUCACGAAGUUUCCGUCUACCCCCAGAAGGAACUUCCCUUUUUCAUCCAUUUCACAGCAGGCCUGUGUUCCUUUUCAGCCAUGCUGGCCCUCCUAACCCACCAGUUCCCUGAGCUGAUGGUCAUUUUUGCAAAAGCUGUGCUGCGGGUGCUGUGGCCAGUGAGUGCUCCCAGUGUUCUGGCCUCCAGCUGAAGGGCCUGCGCCAGGGUGCUUUGGGACUCUUCUUUCACCUUUCAUCUUCACUAUGGGACCUGCUGCUGUCCAGCCCCUGGCAUCAGCUGACUGGUGUGACUGACGUGUAUUUUCCAUGAUAGUUUGAUUUUAUUCUUAUGAGCCUCACUUGGUGGUUGGCUGACCCCCAGUUGUGGGAGCCAAGGAAGAAAUGUGGGCUCUUCAAACUGAUAUCCUUGACUGGCUUCCAUGCUGAUGGUGCUUAACAUGUGAAUUUCUCCUUUGGCCUUAAUCUGUAAUCAUCUAAGAAAAUAGUUCUUGUUGAGCAAUAGUUUAUUGCUCUUUAAAUCACUUGGACAACUGGAAGCUCAUACUUCCUCUGUUAAGAAAGGAGAAUACACAAACUGAGCAGGUGUUUGGAGUACUGAUGCUUCCUUCUCAGCUGCAGAUGCACCAGAUACUUGGCUUAGAUUUAAUUUCAUAAGCCUUUUCAAAAUAUUUGUUAGCAGCAAAGUAUGGUUCUGCUUUCUUUAUUAAAAAGUUGCUACUUAAUACAUUGAAUUUGUUGACUUCUUAAGUGUCUGUUAAAUAUAGAUUACAAUGUGCAAACAAAGAUUUGUUUCUUCUUUAUCUUAUGAGCUUGCAUUACGCAAGGAGAUGGUAAACUCCUCUAUUUCACAUUACUUAUUUAGAUUUAACUGUGCAUCUUUUAUUCUUCAAGACAAGGCAUUUUGAAAGACAGGAUGGCUUCUGAAACUGCCCAGUGUUGUGGUAUCUGCAGGGGAGUCUGUUGGGAGACCUAAACCUUCAGGUGUUAGUCCAAAGUAGGUUCAGUGUUGUUAUGAGGACUUGAAGAGAAUGGAGAUGUGGAAAACUCUUUAAAGGAUUUGCUUCACAUGCAGACCAGCCCUGAGGGUUUGUUUACUGCAGAGGUGAAAAGAUGGCUGUGGCAGCCACGUGGUUUGAGGUAAUUGGUGUGACUUCCAUUUCCACUCUCCCAUUAGAGCAAAAGAACAAUUAAUUAUUUUUCUUUUUGCUUAUUUUUAAAUCUUUCUUUAUCUUGUAAACCAAGUUCUGUGAAGCAGAAAGUCACCUCUGCAUCUCGUGUGAAGGUAGUUUAUUUAUAACUCUGAAGGAAAACGUACUUGCUUAGGUAGAAAUGCCAUUGUUUGCUCUCCACUGUAUAUUUCUGUUGACUGGACUUAAAUCCAGGUUAACUGUUCGAAUUCAUCAAGGAAUCAAAAGGGAAGCCCUACAGAAAGAUACUACCAGUGUUUUUAGAGUUACCUAACUACUAGAAUAUAAUUUUCUCAACUUUUUUUCCAGUUGGUCACUGGGGCUGUUCUCACCUUGGAAUCACUGUGAUGAUUAAUAGGCCUGUUGUGUUCAUGUGAUUUCACUUCAUGGUCUGCAGGGGCCCAUAAGGUAACCAGCCUAAUGCUUUUUAAAGUUGAACCUUUUCCAGCAGUUGUGUGGGGUUAUAAAUGAAGCUCUGCCUCCCAUGUAUCAUCCCAAGAGCUGCUUUCUCUCACUGUCCUCCCUUGACAUAACAGUAACAGAAAGGGGAUGGGCUUGUUCUGAAAGGAGAGCUGGCAGCAGGCUGUGUAAUGAAAAUCUUCCUGUCUCUAGAAGUGCCAGCAAUCCUAGGAAGGAGUGCUGUCUGUGCAGGAUUGUCCAUGUUUUUGGGAAGUGUUCCUUUGCCACUUAGGAGCAGACACCUGACCCAUACCUUAAUAAUACCAUAUCAAUUGUGUGUCUGUGUGUACACAUAUACAUCUGUAUGUAUAUAUACAUUCAAAAUUACAGUUAUUACUUAGGACAAGAUGAAUAGUGAUGUAACUUUGAAACAAGGACUGUGGUGACUUUACAGCCAUUGGGAUGGCAAUAGCUUUUCCACAAGGCUUUAUGUGGCGGAGGUGAGGCAGUUCAGACUAAUAAGUAUUUCAGGGUAACAAGGUCUGUUCAUUGCAGCCCUAGUUCAUGUGGGCUAUAAAUCACAUCAGAAUUCUGGGGAGUAAUCUCUGAUAGGUAUUUACCAUGCUGGGAGCCCUUCAUUUUUGAAAUUUGGAAUAGAUGCCUGUUAGUAGCUUUUGUGCAUGUGUGUCUGUGGCAGAGGACUUUUCAUGCUGUCAGACACCUUGGUCACUGAGGUUAUGGGGACAAAUUCAAAUAGAGAUGGCCCUGGAGUGGUUCUCCAUCCAGAUUUGUCACAGGCCAGUUCCCUUCCUGCAUCUCUCCAGCCCUGGCUAGGCAAGUUUAUUCCCUGCUCCUCAUCCUGGAAUUGUUGUGAGGGUGCCAAACCUCAUAGAUCCAUGACUCUGAGCAAGGCAGGGUGUAAAGGUCAUAGUUGAGACCAUUAAUAACAAGGUGCAAACGGCUGGUUUAUAUGUAAUGUGAAGCUUUUUACUUAUUUCAUUUUUGCACUUUGGGGGCUCUGUUUGCUUAUGGAGCACUUGGUGUCUGGUACCUAUUUAGCCUGAGAGCAGGCAAUUGGGUUCCUUCAGGCCUUCAGAGGAAUGCAGAAAAUUGUUCUCUGGUGUUGUAAUUCUGCUGGGAUAACUGGAGCUUAUUUGUCUCACUGCUUAUUAAAUGCAUACUUGUCUAGAGGUCCUCUUUUUUUUUUUUUCUUCUUUUUUUUUUUUCCUGAGAAACGUUGGGUGAAUCCCAAGGACCACAAGUGAGAGGAAGAUUCCAGGAGGAGGGGGAGAGGGAAGUGCCUGCACCUCUCCACAUGCUGCAUCAUCCACUCCAGUGCCAGCAGAAUGAAGAGGUUAAAUAUGAGAGCAGACUCCCUUAGGGAAAGGAGAUGUAUGUAUGGGGCUCGGCCAGACAUAAAUUACUAUUGCCCUUCCCCCUGCUCAGAGGGGAGACAGUGAGGGGAGCAGCACCUCCCAAGCACUGAUGUUUGGGGCGUGUGUUUGGGAGCCAGUGAGGCUGUGCUGAGGUGUCAGAAUGGGCCCAGCUGUACAGGCCAGGAGCACGUGUGAGCUGUGCUGUGCCCCUGGCACAGGGCACCGUGGGGUUCAUGGAAUCAUGGAAUACCCAGAGCUGAAGGCACCUGCAAAGAUCAAGUCCAGCUGCUGUCUCUGCUCAGGACACCACUAUGAUCCCACCCUGUGCCUGAAGAGCAUUGUCCAAAGGCUCCUGGAGCUCUGGCAGCCAAGGGGCCAUGACCAGUCCCUGGCAAGCCUGUUCAGUG
This is a messenger RNA of Camarhynchus parvulus, 5336 nucleotides long. RefSeq names its product suppression of tumorigenicity 7 like (gene ST7L). Gene Ontology annotation, molecular function: protein binding. Lineage: Eukaryota; Metazoa; Chordata; Aves; Passeriformes; Thraupidae. Bases 299 to 2158 code for a protein of 619 amino acids. The transcript has 16 exons. The record is from RefSeq and is a predicted model, not a curated record.